This is a messenger RNA of Asterias rubens (European starfish), 2536 nucleotides long. Its product is annotated as collagen and calcium-binding EGF domain-containing protein 1-like. Gene Ontology annotation, molecular function: calcium ion binding. The transcript has 10 exons. The coding region runs from base 453 to 2069 and encodes 538 amino acids. The record is from RefSeq and is a predicted model, not a curated record. NCBI's taxonomy places the organism in Eukaryota, Metazoa, Echinodermata, Asteroidea, Forcipulatida, Asteriidae.
GCGUGCGGCGAGACACCCAUGUGACAGCUGGGAAUUUAACCCGUAAAACAUGCUGGAUGACAGCCGCAUGCACAACGUUAAUUGUCUCGUAUCAUCAGUGUAGCGUAGCGGUGGGUUGCAACAGCGCCACUGAACACUCAUUAUGUAAACCUACAACCCCUCGUGUAAAUAUUUCCCCUCAUGAAAUUGUGCCUGUAGCUUGAUCCCCACCCCUUCAGUUGAUCGGUGUCACCGACGAAGGCGCACACAGGAGGUCCCCAGUCCCCCGUGGUCUUUGACAAAUUCACGGCGCACGCGUUUCGCCUCUGCUACCCAGUUUGGAGGAACUGUACGGACUCCUACUCAACACACAUGAUGAGCACUUACAGCCUGUCAUCUCAGUUAUCUUUAACAGUCACACAACAUCCAUAUUAACGGGUUGUGGACAAUUGAUCAAGGACUUUAGUUACUGAAUGAGUAUCGCUUCACACCGUCCCAGAAUGACACAGUUACAGAAGCUGAUCUUCUCACCACAGCUUACUGUGUUUCAACACAGGCAGUGGACUUUAAGUGGCUCCCUGCAAAUUAUUUUCUGUUUGAUGACAAUCUUCGGAAGGCGUGGAACUGCAACACAAGAGCUUGGACAAGAGUGCCCGCCAUCGAAAGUCAUCACAUCAUCCUACGACUGUCGCAAAUGGGACGGGAGCGUCGGAAGGUGUACAAAAAAAACAUGUUGCUCUGGCUACCAGUUUGCUGAUGGUCGCUGUGUUCUAAUAGAAUUUGAUGUAUGCGCAAGUGCACCAUGCGAGCAGCGGUGCUCCGAUGACUUUGGACGUGCCCAUUGUACAUGUUACCAUGGAUACGAACUGAAUAAGGAAAAGUUCCGCAUCCGAGAACAUCCUUAUUGUGAAGAUGUCAACGAAUGUAACAAUAACAAUGGAGGCUGCCAUCAUUUCUGUAAUAAUACCGCAGGGAGCUUUUAUUGUUCUUGUCGUCAUAGCUACCAAAUAGGGGAUGACGGGAAAACGUGUGCGUUGGCGGAAGCAGUAAAUGGUUCAGAUCACAAGAGAGACGCUGAACCGGAUGGGCCAUUCGCGAAUGGGCGAUGUUCCACCAGCUGCAAUCAACUCCAGUCUUUCAAAGAUUCCAUAUUGAAAGUACAAGCCAAGAUUGCCGUUUUAGAAGGCAGAUUACCUCAACCUCCCACUCUAUCCAGUGAAGUACUUCUACAUGUUAACAGUAAUCAGCAGAUGCCUCUACAGCCCAGUCAGAGGGCCAAGGGAGAGAAAGGCGAACCAGGAGCAGGCAUGCCCGGCCCUAAGGGUUUGCCCGGUUUACCCGGUAGACCUGGUGCGAAGGGUGACAGAGGAGCACGGGGGUUACACGGCACUCACGGCCCGCCUGGUCUAACUGGAGCUCCCGGUAGACAUGGAGCCCCGGGCUCUUUGGGUCCCCGGGGAGCGGUUGGACACAAGGGGGACACGGGUCCGCUGGGACCCCGUGGUUUCAACGGGAGACUCGGUCAGACAGGUCUACCGGGAUCUAAAGGGGACAAAGGGUCAUGCGUCGUCGCGAGAGGAAGGGGAUUUAUUGAAUCAUCAGCGGAAGGACCUAAGGGUGACAAGGGGGAAAUUGGUGAACCCGGUCCGAUGGGACUGAUGGGCUCGAGGGGACUGACCGGGAAGAAGGGAGACUUUGGACCGCCGGGACCUCCAGGGCCUCCGGGGCUGUUGAUGGUUGGUGAAGCAAACUUGACCGUGGAUGAGCUAAGUCGCCGAUGGGUAACGGGUCCAAGAGGAGCGACUGGUUCAAGGGGUGAAACUGGCGUACCAGGAGUCCGGGGAGAAAAGGGUGACUCAGGAUCAAGUGAGCUUGUCCUUCUCAUUAUAGCCGAGAUGAAAAAAGACAUUAUCAAACUUCAGAAACGUCUCUUCCAACAAGAAAAUGCGAUCACUUCGUCUAAUAACAACGCUAGCUCAUCAAGCGCCCGCAACGGCUCAAACUCGGCAGAUGACGUCGUUGCCAACGAUCACAAUCAGCAACUGACUUUUACCAGUAGUUCUUACUCUGAGGAGGGGUCAGGAAACUAGACCUUUAUAUUUCCGAAACUUCGUUAAAGGUGUGGGAAGAGGGUUUUCUCACAAUGUUUUAUACUAUCAACCUCUUCCCAUUACUCGUUACCGAGUGGGGUUUUAUGCUGAUAAUUAUUUUGAGUAAUUACCAAUAGUGUCCACUGCCUUUAAAUAAAUCAUUGCACCGUCUUCACUGAGGUACCGUUGCAUCCACAACGAAAGUCAACCUCAGUACCCAUCUUUCUCUCUAAGACUUGUCAGCCAUUUGGUACUUUGCAAGAGUGUUAUGACGGACAUGCACAAAACGAGUGGUUUUCACUCUUCACAAAUAGACCGUUCCAUUAGGCUCCACCCGCGACGCACGUGUGAGCAAGAACACGUGAGACUCUCUAAUGCCUUUCUGCCAUUGAUCUGUACGUAGUACUAUUACACAAAAUAUUGACUGCUUCGAGUGCUAUGGUUAAAACUAUGACUCCCGAGGUGAU